Botrytis byssoidea is the source of this 1863-nucleotide messenger RNA. RefSeq lists its product as uncharacterized. The coding region runs from base 1 to 1863 and encodes 620 amino acids. The transcript is spliced from 3 exons. The record is from RefSeq and is a predicted model, not a curated record. Lineage: Eukaryota; Fungi; Ascomycota; Leotiomycetes; Helotiales; Sclerotiniaceae.
AUGCGAUUUUCAUCCUCCUCCCUCGUCUUUCUUGCCUCACACUUCGCGAAGGGUGAUUUCAUACUUCCCCAGCCAAUGAGUCAUGUUUCUACUGGCUUUCAAACUCAGAUAUCCUGGUCUACCGAUCUAGUCACUGGCCCAGUCUCUUUAUUUCUUGUUCCAGAAGGGGUGCAGGAUGCUAGCGCUUCUAUAUCUGAUAUUGGGACUCAAAUUCCAAAUGAAGGAAUGUAUCAAUGGGUUCUACGCGACAUGCCAAAUGCAGCGGAGUCAUAUUUCUCUAUACUGAUGGUCGAUUCCAAGAAUGUUAAAACGUUAUCUGGUACCUUUCUCAUUGUCGGUCUGCAAUCUUUUCAAACAGGUGGUGAACUCCGCAGAAGAGUCAAUAGCGAUACAAAAUCGUCAGAUAGUGGCAAGAAUGAAGGGUACAAAAAACACAAUUCAACGGAAACGAAAACGGUAAAGUCAAAGAGUAAAAAACCUUCGAAGUCUGCAGCUCAGGAGACUAGUUUGCCGGCUUGCAGUGCUGUAGUCACAAAGACCAAAUAUCUGUAUUUGGACGCUACCGACGGGGCUAAUACUGAGACGAAAAGCUCAGAUGGGUCGGAAUCAACCGGCGCUCCGGCAUCUUUGGGUUCCAACCUUAAGAGACGGUCUACAGAUAUCUCCGUCUCGUCUAAGUUUAUGAACCUAGGUAAAAAGUUUCCGGCGUCUAAUAGUACAUCUAGAUCAAACUCGACGUUCCAAAAUUCUAGUUUGAAACAUAACUAUGGAUUAAAUUCGUCUUCUACUUCUGAAGCUGGACCCAAGAAAGGCUAUGACUCACAAUUCUCGUCGUCUGGUUCUACAUCCGAGAAAGGCUCUGGCUCGAAGCACUCAGCAUCUAAUUCCAACUUGAAAGGCAGCUCCGGCUCAGAGUCCUCAUCUUCUGGACAUGAUUCAAAAGGGACGAAAGAUUCAUCAGGCUAUGAAUCUGGGUCUAAAGAAAGCGAUGAAUAUGGACAUGGACAUGGACACGGACACGGAUCUAGCUCUAAUGCUAGCUCCGGUCAUGAAUCCAACUCUACAUUGAAACAUACCUCUACACAAACUGAUUGUACGUUGGUAACCUCCACAACUAUCAUAUAUGUGUCGUCUAGCAGAGAUACUCACACUCAAGAGACCAAGACAUACAAAUCCAACAUCAAUAAAACCACCUUGACACAGACCAACACAAUCAUCAGCACCGCCUCCGAAUCUCUCUUCUCCAUCUCCACCCCCGCAACUCUGGCAUCAUCAUCCAUCUUAGCAUCGACCUCCACACUAGCCAUCUCGACAAUUUCCCCCGCCGGUAUAUCCACAAUAGCAAUAAGUACGGUUCAGACCACCCAAGUCUCGAUUCUCGCACCUCCCGAGUCGCUGCAAUCUACUCCCCUCUUCUCCGCCUCAACUAGCAUUCCCUCAAUUACCUCAAUCACUACACCUCCAUCUCCCAUGCUCACCUCCCCGGAAACCACAAUUAUAGUCAGCUCUCCCAAUACAUCCAGUAUACAAAGCACAGCAACCACAAUACCCACACCCAACAUACCACCAACAUACCCAUCCAUCACAAACUCACCCACUCCACCCCCGUCUCCAUCCCUCUCCUCCCAAACCACAACCACAACCUCAUCCGACAUCCAAACCACCUCUCUCCCCCCCGUAACACUCACAACCCUCUCUACCUCCACCACUCCAUCUGCAGUAUACAAUCUCACGAUUCAAAGUGCAACGGGAACUGCGCUGUCUGUUUUUACUGGGGGUGGGGGUUUGCGUUGUGCGGGUUCGAGAGAGGGAUUUGUGAUGUGGGUGGGAGUGGGGGUGGGGGUUGUGGGGUGUGUUUUGUGA